Messenger RNA from Musa acuminata subsp. malaccensis (wild Malaysian banana), 2685 nucleotides. RefSeq names its product protein NSP-INTERACTING KINASE 1. The record is from RefSeq and is a predicted model, not a curated record. NCBI's taxonomy places the organism in Eukaryota, Viridiplantae, Streptophyta, Magnoliopsida, Zingiberales, Musaceae. Gene Ontology annotation, biological process: protein phosphorylation. Gene Ontology annotation, molecular function: protein kinase activity; ATP binding; protein binding.
AUUCAAAAUGCUAUGAUCAAGUCCUUGUUGUUUAAUUGCUUCCAAGGAAAAAUGUACCGGUGUCUGUCCGUCAUAUUACUUUGGUGUCUUCUUAAAAUGCAUCAUAUCUCACAUCAGUGGGCAUAUCCAACGUAUCCAAUAAAAAUCAGAUCUUGCUAUUCUUUGAUCAGUCACAAAAUUCUCCCUAACACACUUGCCAAACCACAUUGCUCACUGUGACCCACCAAAAACUUUCAUUCUGAUUCCUUUGGAGCAUUGCACUCCUAGAACUCACUCCACAUAUCUCUCUAUCUCUUCAACCCCCUUCCUAUCUGUGGCUUUCUUUUGUCAUGGCAUCAGAUCCCACUGGUAAGCUGCCAUGGCUCCUGACAUGAGGAAGUCAUGCAAGAAAUCUACCUUUUUCUGCUGAGCAAAAAAGCCCAGCUAAAGAUCAGAAACGGCCUUGAACCCAUCCACACCUCUCCUCUUGCUGGUAUUCUUCAUAGCCUCUGAGUUCAAUGGAAGUGGACGAUGGUAGAGCUUUGAUGCUUUGGGUGCUCUUCUUCUGGCCCUGGGUUACUGCAACUGCUAUGCUCUCCCCUAAAGGUGUUAACUUUGAAGUGCAAGCUCUGAUGGGCAUCAAGGCUUCUCUUGAGGAUCCUCAUGGCGUUCUAGAGAACUGGGACCAGGACUCUGUUGAUCCAUGCAGCUGGACCAUGGUUACAUGCUCACCUGAGAACCUGGUCAUUGGGCUAGGAACUCCAAGCCAGAAUCUAUCAGGCACACUUUCCCCAAGCAUAGGAAAUCUGACAAAUCUCGAAGUUGUGCUCCUGCAGAACAACAACAUAUCUGGGUCAAUACCUCCAGAGAUUGGGAAGCUCUUCGGGCUUCACACCCUUGAUCUCUCCAACAACGAAUUCUCUGGUGCAAUACCUACUUCCUUGGGCAAUCUGAGAGGACUUCAGUACCUGAGGCUCAACAACAAUAGUCUCUCUGGGGAAUUUCCUCUGUCUUUGGUGAACAUCACUCAACUUGCGUUCAUGGACCUGUCUUACAACAAUUUGAGUGGCCCUAUGCCAAAGUUACCAGGGAGAACAUUCAACAUUGUCGGAAAUCAUUUGAUCUGUCCGACUGGUAUGGAGAAAGAGUGCUAUGGAACGAUGCCAUUGCCAAUGUCCUUCAACAUUACUGUUUCUCAGGGUGAUCCAACUCCACAAAGGCCCAAAAGACAUAAACUAAUACUUGCCCUUGCAUCCAGCAUCGGGAGCAUCUGUCUCAUUAGUCUCGCAUUUGGGCUAUUUAUUUGGUGCAGUCAAAGGCAUAAUCAACAGAUAUUCUUUGAUGUCAAAGACCAACACAAAGAAGAGGUCUGCCUCGGUAACCUGAAAAGAUUCCAGUUCAGGGAGCUUCAGGUUGCAACAAAUAACUUCAGUAGCAAAAACUUGCUUGGAAAAGGUGGCUUCGGAAAUGUCUACAAAGGGCAGCUACAAGAUGGAACCUUAGUAGCAGUUAAAAGGCUCAAGGAUGGAAAUGCAGCAGGUGGAGAGAUUCAAUUCAAAACUGAAGUUGAAAUGAUAAGCUUAGCUGUGCACAGACACCUUCUUAGGCUGUGUGGAUUCUGCAUUACUGCUACUGAAAGGCUUCUUGUUUACCCAUAUAUGUCAAAUGGAAGUGUUGCCUCCCGACUCAAAGCAAAACCGGCAUUAGAUUGGAGUACAAGGAAAAGAAUAGCUUUGGGAGCUGCAAGGGGUUUGAUGUACCUACAUGAACAGUGUGACCCGAAGAUCAUUCACAGAGAUGUAAAGGCUGCAAACAUAUUGCUCGACGACUACUGUGAAGCAGUUGUAGGAGACUUUGGACUUGCAAAACUUCUAGAUCACAGAGACACACAUGUGACUACUGCUGUGCGAGGAACCGUAGGACAUAUAGCUCCAGAGUAUCUUUCAACGGGGCAAUCCUCAGAGAAAACCGACGUUUUUGGAUUUGGAAUUCUUCUUCUCGAACUGAUUACUGGUUUGAGAGCACUGGAAUUUGGCAAAGCAGCAAACCAGAAGGGUGCCAUGCUUGACUGGAUCAAGAAAAUGCACCAGGAAAAGAAGCUUGACAUGCUUGUAGACAAGGACAUGAAGAGCUAUGAUCGGAUAGAGCUCGAGGAGGUGGUUCAAGUUGCGCUCUUGUGCACUCAGUAUCUCCCAGGUCACAGACCGAAAAUGUCAGAGGUGGUCCACAUGCUUGAAGGUGAUGGUCUUGCAGAGAGAUGGGAAGCAUCUCAGAGAACAGAGGCUCUGAAGCUUAAGGUGCCCGACUUCCACUCAGAUCGCUACUCAGACAUCACCGUCACUGAUGACUCAUUGCUGGUUGAAGCCAUGGAGCUGUCUGGACCAAGGUGAUUGAUGAGAGAAUCAGAGAUAAGAUCAAAAGAUCUCUAGCUUGAUGAAUGAAGAGUUUGUAAGGUAUAUAUAGGAGCCAAUUAAUUUUGUGUGGUUGAAUUGAUUCUUGGUUGGGUAUUAAAUACAAAAUCCGGAAUUGUUCUCUGCAUGAGUCACUGGGGUAGAUUCAUGAUGAAGAAAUAGGUGAUUUAAUUUAAAUGUAAAAUUGUAAACUAAUAUUUUGUUGUGAUCAUGUAUAGCCAACCUGAAAGCUACAAUGUUCUAGCUAGAUUUGAAGCUUGCCCAUGUUAUUCCUUGAUGAACCAAUAUUUAAUAA